This is a messenger RNA of Chondrus crispus (carragheen), 168 nucleotides long. RefSeq lists its product as hypothetical. Bases 1 to 168 code for a protein of 55 amino acids. The transcript has a single exon. The record is from RefSeq and is a predicted model, not a curated record. Lineage: Eukaryota; Rhodophyta; Florideophyceae; Gigartinales; Gigartinaceae.
AUGCACAGUCAAUAUUUUGAUUUCAGUCUUACAAGUGUAUGUGCGUUAAAAUUCCAUUCCAAGGGCUAUCUUCAUCAACCGAACGUCACCUGGUCUGUCAAUCUCGAUGUAGUCGCUGGAAAGAAUUAUAUGCGGGGCGGUCUUUGGAGCGAGGUGUGCACGGGGUGA